UGCUUAUUUUCUUUUGUGGUAAGACCAAGUUUUUUGGAAUGUAUAGCGAGGGCAGCCUGUGGUGGCGUUAUUUACACUUCUUCAGUAACUGGCGUGGAACCCGUCAGUGCCACUGCAAUGUAAAUACUGUCCUCCUGACCCAGAGCCGCUGGGCUCAGCGCUGCUCUUCCCAGUCAACACUCAGUGUGACUCGCGGGCCCACCAAGGGGGACCGUUACUUCCACGCGCAUGCGCCGACACAAAACAGCUGGCCCUCAGCCCGCUGCGGACGCAUGCGCUGAGCAAAAGGCAUGUCCCAAGCUCUUCCCCAAAGCGCAAAUGUUCCACCGUAGCUGCGCAGUGAACAGUUCAUUUCCGAGCCCCGCUUUCCUCCACAGCGCAUGCGUUAGAUGCCGUUUCGCCAUCACCAUGGUAAUGGGACGCGGAGCCCGGCCUGUGUGAGUGGGGUUCUCCUGCACCCCGCCGGCCGCCAUGUCGGAGAUUCUGUGCGAGUGGCUGAACGGGGAGGUGAAGCUGUCCCGGAGUGUGGAUCCAAAAUCUUUACCAAAAGAAUUUUCUACUGGCUACCUAAUUGGAGAAAUUCUGCACAAAUAUGAGCUUCAGGAUGACUUUAACCAAUUUUCACAAAGCAGGGUCGCAAAUUCUAAACUUAACAAUUUUUCUCGCCUGGAACCAACGCUUCAGCUCCUUGGUGUGCAGUUUGAUCAGAAUGAGGCCCAGAAUAUCAUGACUGAACAGCAUGGGGCUGCAACCAAGCUUUUAUAUCAGCUUUAUGUUGCCCUUGAAAAGAAGAAAAAGGCAGGGCUCACAGGAGUAGCCAUGGAAACAAUGAGACCUGCAGGACCUGCAAAGCUCAAGGGUAUUGAGAGUGAGUUGUAUCGAGAGCGUCUUAGAAACCUAAUGCCACGGCAGACUGACUUGAGACUGCAGGAGGUUUCAGAGUAUUUUGAAAUGAAAUCUAAGCACAUGGAAAAUAAAAUGGCUCAUAUACGCUUCGCAGAACAACAAAAAGUUCAAAAAAUCCAGGAGGAGCAAAGAGCACAAGACAUUGAAAAGCAUCGUAAAGGAAGAAGGAGGCAAAAUGAAAUAAUGGCCAGGAUUCAAGCAGCUAUUAUACAGAUUCCAAAACCACCACCAAACCGUACCUUGAAAGCUAUGGAAGCCCAAAAAAUGUUAAAAAAGAAAAAAGAAGCACAGGAUGUAUACAUGGAAAUUAAGAAGUUUGAAAAGUUUAUGAGGAAAGAGAGCCCUACUUCUGGUAGCACCCAAGUCACUGACAGCAGUAUACAGGACACCUUGGAAACACAGGAGGUAGACACAACAGCUCCAGACACCACAGCCCAGACAACUACUGAAUUAUUGAGCACUUAUUCAGAUGAUGAAUAUACAAGAAAAAUUCAAAAACGUCUAGAGGAAGACAGUUUUGCCCGGGAGCAAAGAGAAAAAAGACGACGGAAGAUGUUAAUGGAACAGCUAAUAGCCCACGAAGCACAAGAGGAGGCUUACCGGGAAGAUCAACUUAUUAACCGACUAAUGAGACAGUCCCAACAGGAGCGGAGGAUUGCUGUGCAACUCAUGCAUGUUCGGCAUGAAAAAGAAGUGUUGUGGCAGAACAGAAUUUUCAGAGAAAAACAGUAUGAGGAAAGACGACUGAAAGAGUUUCAAGAAGCCCUUGACAGAGAGGCGGCCCUUGCAAAACAAGAAAAAAUUGAUUACGAGGAACAAAUUUGCAAAGAAAGAGAACUACACAAGAAAAUUGCUGCUGAAAGAGCAGAGGCUCGAUAUAAAAAGCAUUAUUCCAUGUGUUGGGAAGUGAUUGACCAAAUUAUUGAUCUGUCAACCAAAACAGGAGAAUAUCGAAUGUUGACAAACAACCUAAUUCCAAUUAAACUGAUGCGUGAUUGGAAAGAGCUUUUUUUUAAUGGAAAACCAAUAUAUGAACAAGCAUCACUUGACCCUUUGCAAACUGACCCAACCCCAGAACAACUUGUAGAGCUGGAUAAAAUGAAUUUGCUAGAUGAGAAAGAUUAUGAUGAAUAUAAGAGUAUGAUAGGGGAGUGGUGCCCACCUGAAGAGCACAAUGGAAGCAAACCCCCAUCUAAUAAUAAUAUAUUGGGUCAUGUGAUUUAUAGAUUGAUGGACAUUGUCUACCCUCCAAAGCCUGAACCCCCAACACCUGUAUUUCCGCCAUUUCCUAUCCAGGGAUGUGUUUUAGGAAAGCUUUUUAGUGGAAAAAGCACCUGUGUAAACUUCUUGGAAAAAGCUUGCAACAUUCAGGUAUUAUCUAUUGAUACUUUGGUCCAGGACAGCAUCAAAGCUUUCCAUGAGAGUGAAAUGGAAAGUGAGAAUAAUUUGAUUCCACAAGAAGUGGAGGAUUCUGGGAAACAAAAUGAAGUCCUGAAGAGGCCUUCUUCAGCUUCAGCAUCUAUGGUUUCUGAGACAGUGCCAAAGAGCACAUCACUUGAUGGAACCAAAGAUAAUGGUCUUGGCAGAAAAGAAUCAUCUCAUCAACAAAUGAAGUUAAAUGAGAGUAAAGAUGAAGUAUCCAAACUGUCUGUUCGUGCCAGUCUUGGUGCAGCAUCAGAGCAAUUGUUGAAGAAAGGAAAAAAUAUUCCUGAUGAAUUGCUAGUUGACAUCAUGGUGGAAGCUAUUAAACAAACACCGCAGAAGAAGGGAUGGAUCAUGGAUGGCUUUCCAAUGACAAUAAACCAGGCAAAACUACUUGAAAAAGCCCUUACAGGGCGUGAUCCAGACAAAGCAGAAAUGAAGGAUGAGAAGUUUAAAAAGUCCUCCCUGCUUACAGACCCAGCAGCCCCAAAAGAGCCACCUUUUUCCCUACCUGCUUUUGAUUUUGCUCUGUUAUUAGACAUUUCAGACACCACAGUACUAGAACGUAUGGCGGGCAUGAAGGAUAUAUCAAGUUCAUCUCAGAUUCAGCUGGAAGACAGCAAUCAAACUUCAGAUGUUGAACUCAAAGAAAGAGAGAAGAUUGAUUUAGUUGGGGACCAAAUACAACAUAGAAUUGCAGGCUUUCUAGACAACUGGCCAAAACUAGAGAAAUGGUUUUCAGUGCAGCAAAAUAUUCUAGUGAAAGUCAAUGGUGAGACAGAAAAGAACCUUCUAUGUAAAAGGAUUAAGGAAAUCUUACUCGAAGAAAUUGUUAAAAAGCAGAAUAAAAGAAAAGAACUGGAAAAAAAAGAAGCUGAGAAAAAGCAAGAAGAUCCCACUCCAUUUCCACAAACUGAAACACUGACAGUACCAUCAGACAAAAAUAAGGAAACUGAAUCUGCUUCUGAAGAUAAGGAGCUUGCAAAAUCCAAAUCACCCAAAGAGCCACUCAAAAAGUCAGAAUCCUUUAAAGACAAAAAAGGAAAGAAAGAAGAAGCAUCCAAGGGAAAAGAUGCAGCAAAUAAACCAGGCUCUGUUCGAGGAAAAUCUCCAGGGAAAAUGUCUUCACAAGUUACACCUGAAGAUCUACCUCCUCUCAUCUCUCUGGGACCAUCACCAAUUAAGCCAGGAUCAGAUGAAUGGAUUUAUGUAGAUGAGCCACUUCCAAAGGAAAUACCUGAAUUUUUAAUACCUUACUGGGAAAUGAUAGAAAAUGCAUAUGAAAAUACCAUCAAAACUAUACUUAGAUAUCUGAGACAAGAACGGUAUUUUGUAAUUCACUACUUAGCAGAUACUAGAAACCAUUUUAAGGAUUACCUAAGGCGUCCAGACCAUAAGCAGGAAUUUGUAUCUCAGUGGCAAUCUGAUUAUAACUCCAUUGCUGAUGAUCUGUGGGAAGAUGAGGAAACAAAAGCAGAAUUACACCAAAGGGUUACUGACCUGAGGGACCGUCUUUGGGAUAUUUGUGAAAACAGGAGGGAAGAAGCAGAGCAAGAACGUAGUGAUAUCAUGAAUGAUGGUUGGUUACCGGAUCAUAUGGGUAUCCUGAUGAACCACUUCUUUUCACUUAUGCAGGUUGAAGUGGACCGUUUCCAAGAUACAAUGAGAUUUCUACAUGACUAUUACAGGGGAAUGGAAGGCAAAAUGCCAACAGAAGCUUGUCGAGAGUUCUCUAGAAUCCCAUUAUUAGAUAUUGUUAAUGUAGAGCAAUCUGUGGAUCAAAGCAAGUCAAGAAGGAUUCCUAUGGUUCCUCGUAAAGCCCCUUCUCCUGAAAUAAAUAUCACUAAACAGAAAAGCAAAGCAAUUCAAGUAAAGAGCAAUAAGGAGAAUUCCUCUGAAAGUAUAACAUUUAACUUUGGAGCAGAUGAGAAAAUUAUCACUGAUACAUGGCAAGCAGCAGUAACAGCAAUAUCAAAUAUGGUAAAUGCUGAAAUACAAUCAAAAGAAGCAGAGGAAGAAAAAGAACGUCAGCAGCUAGAAAAGAAAGAACAAGACCGUCAAAAACCUUCUCAGGCAGCAGGAGGCAAAGGUGGUGGAAAGGAUACCAAAGAUGCUAAAACACCACUUCCAAAAUCACCCAACAAAAAGAAAGGUGCUCCUUCAUCAACACUUGUGGUUGAAGUCGUUCCUAUUCUUCUAACACCAGAGGAACUGAAGAAGCAGGAAUUGAAGCUUAAAAUGAAACAAGAAUAUUUUAGUGCCCUUGAAUUUGAAGAGGAAGCUGCAAAAUCUCGACUACAGCUUAUAAAGACAAAGGCAUUAGCAUUUGUUGAAGAGCUAGCAAUGAAAGCAGAAGAAACUUACAAAUAUAUGGAAAAGUGGCUUGGAGCCAGGUUCCUAGCAGAAAUGUCCAGUGUUGACAAAUUAACUGAGAUUGCACGCCACCACAUUGAAUGUUCUACCAAAAUCCCAUAUGAACUGGUUUUAGAUGAGACAGACUUCUUCAUAAACAAUGAUGUAAAAGUAAUUCCAGAUCCUAUCCCACCACCACGGCCUCCACCUGUAGAGACAUCUGUAAAUGGUACUCUGACUAUUUCACAGCUUAGCACACUGCAUAAGCAAUUUCUACAGGUGGCACCUAAAGCCAUAAAAGCAUUGAAGCAUUUUAAAGGCAAGAAUAUCCCUCCUAACAAGAACAAAGACAUUGACGAAGGAAAAGAGAGACAAUAUUUUGAACAUCAAGCAAAGGGGAAUCACCAGUUUCUGAAAACAUGGCUAACGAAAUACCCCUGGCUAAAGUAUGAUGGUAAAAAAGGAAUAAUGUUCUGUGCCUUGUGUCGCAAGCAUAAUGUGAACUUGGGGGAAAACAUACAUAACUUUUGUUCUGGGUCUGACAUUUUUAAGCUUGAAUUUAUAAAUAUACAUCAGAGCAGUGAAGCUCAUGCCUGGGCUAGUUGCAUGGAAGCUGCCAGCAAUGCUACAGGAGACCAAGCUUCUACUGAGCAGAUGCUAAAGAGCAUGAGCAAAGUAACUUUAGGAAGAAUAGAAAAUAUUUUUAGAACAUGCCAUGCCAUAGCCAAGUGUGGACGUCCUUUCACAGAUAUUGACUGGAUGUGCAAACUGGAUGACAUGAAAGGUGUGGACAUUGGUUCUAUGUUCAGAAAUGGCAAGUCAGCAAGAACAUUUAUACAUUAUAUUGCUGAAGUAGAACGUAGAGCCUUGAAAGAAAAACUCGAAAAGUGUAAGUUCUUCUCCCUCAUUAGUGAUGGAGUUGCAGACAAUGCAAUCAAAGAAGCUGCUGUUGUAUAUGUACGCUUUGCAUAUAAAGGAAAAGUCCACUGCCAGAUUGUUGGGGUUCAAUCAGUUGACAAAUCUGAUGCUUCAACUGUAAAGAAUGCCAUUGUAAAAACUUUGCAAAUCAAUCUUCAGCUCAACCUGUCAAGUCAAGACUGGUCAAGAAAACUAGUUGGGUUUGGGAGUGAUGGUGCAGAAGUCAUGGUAGGAGAAAACAAUGGGGUAGCUAAGCUGCUGAAGGAAAUUCAGCCUUGUGUGCAGUCUGUGCAUUGUUUUGCUCAUCGACUUGAACUGGCUUACAAGGAAGCACUGAAAAGCAUUCAGCUAUACACAACUUUAAUUGGUCUCUUGCAAAAUAUAUAUUAUUUUUAUCAUAAUUCACCUUUAAAUAAGACCAAUCUCAAAUCCACAUAUGAAACUCUUAAGCUACGUCCAGCGAUUCCUUCUCGAAUUGGUGGCACCCGGUGGCUUUCUCGCUUACAGACAGCUCUUCAGAUCCUUCUUAAGAGUUAUCCUGCCAUUCUCCUACAUAUGAGUAAGUUGCAAGGGGAUCCAAGCACCUCACAUCACCAAAAAGUCAAAGGCCUUCUAAAGCUCCUUUUGAAAAUGGAGGUUGUCAAGUUCUCUCACUUUUUGCUGGAUAUCAUUAAUGUACUCAACAUUCUAUCCCGUGUUACGCAGGAUCGUAACUCUUCCAUUGCAGAUAUAUUUUCAACCAUGCAGUCGACACUGGAAACACUACAAAUGUAUAAAACAAGAUCUGGUCCAAAGGAGCGCCUAGUGGAGACAGUUACACACUUUCAUGGUCACCAGCUUGUAGGAAAUGGAAAUAUCUUACCUGUAAGAACCAAAGUAUUAAGCAAUCUUGUGAGGAUGCUACGUGAUUGUUUCUGUGAUGCUAGCCAAGAUGUUUUGAGAGCAACAACCAUUGGAAGUUUUAAACUUUGGCCAGAAAAGAUCAAACAAGAAUUUGGUGAAAGGGAGGUGUCCGUCCUAACUAAGCAUUAUGAACCAGUACUGGAAGGUGCCAAUGUAAAAGUUGAUGAGGUUGACACCGAAUGGAGCAUGCUAAAAUUAGAGCUAUAUGACAGAUUUCAGAACAUUCGGAGUUUGACAUGGGAUUCAGUGAAUUCAGAUUACUUGCACAAGUAUCCAAACAUCCUGAUGCUAGUAGAUUUGAUCCUAGCACUGCCUGCAAGUUCAGCUGAGGCAGAGCGUGGCUUCAGUCAGAUGAAGCUUAUCAUGAUGCAAAUGCACUCUAAAGGAAUGUCUGAAAGUAUGACUGAUCUCAUGGUAAUUCAGCUGAAUUCCCCAGACAUCAAAACGUUUGAUCCAGAGAAGGCUAUAUAUUUGUGGAAUAGUGCUUCGCAGAAACAUAGACUACAGACUGGCUAUAUGAUAACUAAUGGAAGAUCAGAUUGCUCCUCAGACUCUGAUUUUGAUAGCCAUUGUGGGAGUGAUUAAAGUUGUGCAAAAUAUCCAGUUUUCAUAUUUGUAUCAUGCAUAAAGACUUUUGUAGCAUUCCUUGAAAAUUUAGCCAAAGCAAAAAUUGCAUUGAUUUUACAAAAUUUUAGCAUUAUAAAGAUAGAAGCCAUAAUAUAUCCACUACUGAAUCUCCAAUAGCUUUUCAAUACCAGAGCCCAACCUAAAUAUGGUACUCUAGAUGUUUUAUGCUAUUAGUGGAUCCUGACUCCUCUCAUUUAUGGGACAGUAUGGUGUCUUGUAGUUUCCUUCUGGUCAUUUAUUAUUCAUGAUUUAACUGUAGUAUUCUACAUCCAGUAUGGUUGCCUGCAAUCUCAGCCUCAAACUUAAUUUUAAAACGUUUUAAAACCUGUUUUUAAAGAUUUCCAAAUGACAGAGAUUCUAAAAUCUUCCUGAGAGUCUAUUCCCGAUCUUAACUACCCUUACAGUUAGAAAGUUUUUCCUAAUAUCAAACUUACAUCUCCCUUGCUGCAGAUUAAGCCCAUUAGGUCUCAUUCUACUUCUAGUGGAGACAGAGAACAAUGGAUCAUAUUCCUUUUUUUAAUAACAAUCCUUUACAUAUUUGAAAACUGUUAUCAGGUCACCCUUUCCUCACAGGUCACAUUUUCUAAGCCUUGUGUCAUUUUUGUUGGUCGUCUUUGGAUUCUGUCUAGUGUGUCCACAUCUUCCCUAACUGGAUUGCUAAUUAUUUUUCCUGUUCUAUUUUGGCUGAGAACUACUGUGAUCAUGUACGUUUAAUGUUUGUCAAACUUACCCUGAAAAAUACGCGAGAGGCAAAUUAGAGCCAUUUGAACCUAUUUGAUUGUUAAUUGCCUCUCGUAGAUGAACAGUCUGUAUUUCAAAGAAGUCACAGAAUUCAUUCUUUUGAAAUUUGUACUAAAAUUUCACUUCCAGUCAAGGGGAAAGACAACCAGUAUCAGAACAGCUUCCAGGAAAUUGUUUUUUGGUUGUUGUUUUUUUAAGUCUCAAGUAAUGCCAUCCAAUUUAUAUCAGAAGAAAAAUGGAGUGAGAUUAUUUAUGUUUAUGUUCUUCAAAACUUUCUUGAGGACUAAGACCCAUACAAUUCUUAAGAAAUUGAAACAACUGUACAAUAAAAGAAAAUGUCAAGAUGUCACUCACUUCUAAAUCAAGAAGAUUAGCUUUAUACUCUGGAUAUUAGGUAUCUCAGAUGUUUAUGUGUAGUAUAUACACAAAAUACUAUUAGAUCUUAGCAGUUGUCAUAUUCAGUAAUAUAAUAAACAUUUGUAUAAUAUAGUUGUACAGCCUUAGAAUGAUGCUUACGCUAAUGGAAGAUAAUUUUUUUAUAAGAUGUGAAUUUUCAGACAACAACUCUGGCUAAGCAUUACUAAUCCUAUUAUUAAGGAACAAAGCACAGUAUAUGGUACAUAUUGUGCUUGGUGCAUUAUUUCGUACAUAGUGUUGCCAAUUCUCUAACUAUUUUGUCAUGAAUUUCAUGACAUUUGGUGUGUUUCCUAAAGCACCAGAUCUUGGAGUUGUUAGAUUCUCAGUGUUAAUUUUAUUUACUUUAAAGGAACUUUUUAGCCCUCACGGCUGCGGAGGAAAGCUUGAAAAUCUGACUCUCAAAGGAUCGAACAACAAACAAACAAAAUGAUCCUGAAGUUUAGAGUUUUUAAUGUCCUUAUUUUUAAAUCAAUAUCAUAAUUUUUUGAAUGCUGGGGAUUGGCAAUACUGGGUACAUUGCUUUAGGUAAAAUGCUGCAAAACACUAAAUAAAUGGUUCUGUCUUAACAUGAAGCAUAUUCAGAAAUGUUUCAUUAUGGUUAUAAGAUGAUUCUAUGCAAACAUUAUCUCAAAAUUAAAUGAAGAAAAAUAAUUAAAUUAUUUUUGUUUUUUAAAAUGUAAUCUUACAGUCACAAGUUUCAUCCUUUACUGAAUAAACAAGGAAAUAAAUUAAA
This is a messenger RNA of Pelodiscus sinensis (Chinese soft-shelled turtle), 9019 nucleotides long. NCBI's taxonomy places the organism in Eukaryota, Metazoa, Chordata, Testudines, Trionychidae. The record is from RefSeq and is a predicted model, not a curated record.